AUGGGAAACUCUCAGUCACAAACAGGUGGGAACGCCAGCGGUGGAGAUGCGGCGGGCCCGACGCAGCUCGAUUACUAUGACCUCCUCGGGGUGGACGAAGAGGCAGGCGACGACGAGAUCAAGAAAGCUUUCCGAAAAGCCGCCCUCAAACAUCAUCCUGACAAGAACCCGGACAACAUAGAAGAGGCAACAAAGCUCUUUGCGGACAUACAACAGGCGUACGAAGUCCUAAGCGAUCCUCAGGAGCGAGCAUGGUACGACCGCCAUCGAAACCAGCCCGUCGCGCUUUCAGACGACGGUCUCUUUCAGCACGUCUCGAAGGGAGAAAAGGCACCACCGGUCUCGAAACGUAGACCAGGCGAACCGGGGGUCUCGUUGGAACAGCUGAUGAGGUUUUUCGACCCGAAGUUGGCUAGGAAGUUGGAUGACACCAAUGAUGGCUUCUUCUCCAUUUAUCGAUCCCUUUUCGAAUUGCUUUCUUCGGACGAACAACUUCACGAUCCGAGCAACACCGAUGGUAUGCACCCCGGGCCUGCAUACCCGACGUUUGGGGAUUCUACCACUCCCUAUGCGCCUCCACCGGGUUCCACGAAGGCGGAAAAAGAGGCAGGUGUAUGGGCUAGGGAUUUCUAUACGGUCUGGAGUCAGUUCGUCACCAACAAGGGGUUCGACUGGAAGUCGGCUUGGGAUAUGGACCCGUCGUAUGACCGGAAGGCGAGGCGGAUGGUGGAAAAAGAUAACAAGCGGCUGCGAGACGAUGUACGCAAAGAAUACAACAAUGCGGUGCGAGAGUUGGCAAUCUUCAUCCAAAAUCGUGAUCCUCGGUAUCACGCCUACCAGCGUCAACGCGAAAGAUCGAAAAAAGAAGCUCAGCGUGGCCCUGCCGGUCUGCGACCGCGAGGAUCAGGUAAACCUCAACCUACCGCUCGAGCGCAACCGGUAGCGGCCAAGCGCAACGUUCACGCCGAGAUGGCCGCUCAGCACGCUCCCGAAUACGCCCCACAAUCGUGGCAACAGGUGGAGUCCGUCAUCGACUUGGAUGAAAACGAUUUCGCCACCUCGGCCAAGCCGAAGAAACCUAGUAAUUGGAACGAGACGGGCAUGGUCGAUGAAGAUGGGAGCGGGUCCGAAGAGGAAGAAGGGCAAUACGAGUGUUUCGCCUGUAACAAGGUGUUUGCGAGCGAGAAGACGUGGGAGAAUCACGAGCGGUCAAAGAAGCACAAACAGGCCGUCUGGAGGUUGCAAAAGGAGAUGAUGGAAGAGGACGAGGAGCUUUUCAACUCUGGUGACGAAGAGAAGGAGGAAGCCGAUGACGAUUCGCUAGCAGACGAUUUCGACGAUGCGCUCGACCUGCAGGAUGUGCUCGAAGCCGAUCUGGAGGAGGAUCAGAGCGAGGCGAAUGCGGGCACCGAGGCCGAAGCCGAUGCAGAUGCAAAUGCAGCUCCACAGGAAGAUGAAGUCGGGGAAGUUCAGACCCAACAAUCUAUUCGUACGGACCACAAGGAAGAUCACGUCGACGUCAAAGAAGUGCAACCUGUGAUCCCCUCGACGGCGGCAACCUCGAAUACCGGCUUGUCAGACGGCGACAACGACGAUGAGGAUGAAGAGGCGGACGAGUUGGCGAAGAAGCCUGGGGGAAAGGCGCCUGCUGCUCCUCAGAUGUCGAAAAAGGACAAGCGUCGGGCAAAGGAACGUCGGAAAAAGGAAGAACAGGAGGCGGCGGCCAAGAAUGGAACGGGGGCUGUGAGUCAUCGAGCAACCGCAUUCGUUAUCGAAGCUACUAAAUCACAAUCUUGCAUAUUCAUAGCACGCUUGCAACGUCUGUGGAGAAGAGUUUCCCUCAAAGACGAAGUUAUUCGAGCACGUCCGAGAUGA
Messenger RNA from Filobasidium floriforme, 1875 nucleotides. RefSeq lists its product as uncharacterized. The transcript has 8 exons. Gene Ontology annotation, cellular component: cytoplasm. Gene Ontology annotation, molecular function: zinc ion binding; nucleic acid binding. The record is from RefSeq and is a predicted model, not a curated record. The coding region runs from base 1 to 1875 and encodes 624 amino acids. NCBI's taxonomy places the organism in Eukaryota, Fungi, Basidiomycota, Tremellomycetes, Filobasidiales, Filobasidiaceae.